Dictyostelium purpureum is the source of this 3216-nucleotide messenger RNA. RefSeq lists its product as uncharacterized. Lineage: Eukaryota; Evosea; Eumycetozoa; Dictyosteliales; Dictyosteliaceae. The transcript has 2 exons. The coding region runs from base 50 to 3133 and encodes 1027 amino acids. The record is from RefSeq and is a predicted model, not a curated record.
AAUAAACUAUAAUAAAUGAAUAGUGUACCAUAUAGAGUAUUAUAAUAAAAUGGAUAAUAGUAAUAAUAAUAAUUAUAAUAAUAAUAAUAAUAAUAAUAAUAAUAAUAAUAAUAAUAAUAAUAAUAAUAAUAAUAAUAAUAAUAUAUCAAAUAUUCAUAAUGUUGAAGUUAAAACAAAUUUAGAUUUUAGUAUAUUAAAAGAAACAAUUGGUGAAAAUGUAACUACAACAAUUACAGAAAAUUUAGAAAUUUCAAUUGAUGAUGAUAUAACAAAUAAAAUAAAUAAUAUCAAUAUAAGUAAUAAUAGCAUCAGUAAUGAUAAUAAUAGUAAUGAUGAAAAUAAAAUAUUAACUAAAAAGGAAAUGCUGGGAAUAUUACUUGUAGAUAGUUUUUCAAAUUUCUAUAUUCAAAAUAGUAUACUAAGCGAUUUUAAUGAUGGUAAUAAUUUAAUAUCACCAGCAACAAUUAUUGGUGACGGUUAUAAGGAUACAGAAGUUACAAGUUUUUUAGUUAAUGCAUUCCUUUAUUUAUCAAUUCCAAUGAAGGUUUUAAACUAUUUAUUAUUGACAAACAAAACACCAUUGGCCCAACAAACAAUUUACCAAAACUCAUCAUCAUUAUCUAAAGUUUCAUCGUUUAGCUCAAUUUCAUCAUUACCACAAUCGCCAGUUUUGAACAGUGGCAAUUCACCAAUAGAAACGGAGCUAACAUCAAAUGAAAAGGAAAGCCAGUUACCAAAUAAAACGGAUAGAAAAUUAAUAGCAGAGUUAGAAAUGUUUUACGACAAUCAUUAUAAUGCUGAAGUUUUCGAUUUUUCACAAAAAAUGUCAAUGUGCGAUUUAGAAUCAAAAAGUAAAUUAUAUUUUGAAUAUUUAGAAGAGUUGACCAAAAAAGCAAUAAAUAUAACACCCAAAACGUUCAAAGACAAAAUAGGUUCAAAUAAUUUUAAUUUAGUAAUAAGGGAAUCAAUAGAAUUUUUUUUAAUCCAAAAUUUAUUUCAUUUUUUAUUCCCUAUAGAUUUUGAAAAAGACGCACAGUUUUCAAAAAGAAUCGAAUCAUUAAGGUUUUUAGAGCUAAAGCAUCUAGGCAUUCAAAAUGGGGAUGAAACUCAGUUUACAAAAUCAUUAUGCACAACUUUAUUAAAAAUCAACAUUUAUCAAACACCAUUAGAUAAACAAAGAUGCUUAUCAAGAGUAUUAGUAAAGUUAUUAAAGUUAAAUGGCGGUGAAGAAACUUUAUUACCAAAUUUAAUUUAUUUAAUUUUAAAAUCAAAUCCUCCAAAUAUUUGGUCAAAUUAUAAAUUUUUAGAAUAUUUCAAAGAUAAUGUUAGUAAUAAUAGUAGUGGCGCCGACAGCAAUCAAAAUUCAAUUUAUGAAUAUUCCUAUUUAUUAUUUUCGACAGCUAUUCAAUUCAUAGAAAAGUUAGAUUAUAAUCAUUUACAAAUAGAUUCAUUAUAUUUUCAAACUAAAUUAUUAGAAUAUCAACAAAUAAAUUUAAAUCAAGAUAAUAAUAAUAAUAACCCUCAACAAGAUAUUGGCCAAGAUCAAAUUAUAAAUUCAACUAGUGUAUCAAUUAAAACAUUUUCAAAUUUAUUAAUAAAUGAUUCAAAUAAUGAACAGCUUCAACAAAAACAAAAUGGUGAGAUGGAAGUUGACGAAGAGGAGGUUAAAUUUAAAUUAUUUAAAGAAAACAAUAGAAUUCAAAAUAUUAUCGAAAUUUGUAAAACUCAAAUUAAUGAAAAUGAAAUUGAAGAGAUUUUAUUAAAGUUUAUAUCAAUCUCAUUAAUUAAAGAGAAGCCAUCAUACCAUUCUUUAAUUAGAUAUUCAUUAAAAAGAUUUUUCAUAUACUAUUUAGGUAUUGAACCAAGAUUGUUUUUAUCAACUGAAAUGCAUACAAUCGGUGCUCUUCAGGAUGACCAUACUCCAAGUGAAUUAGAAGUUUUGCCACAGCCUCAACAAGGAGGUGAUAGUUUGGUGCCAACUUCUACCUCAACAAAAGAUAAGGCGAUUAAAACUGGUAAAAUCGUUGGUGCUGCGGUUACUGGUGCAGUGCUAGUAGGUUUAACUGGUGGUUUAGCUGCUCCAUUUAUUGGUACUGUUUUAAACUUUGUAGGUGCUGGUAGUAUUGUUGCGGGUAUUAGCGGUGCAACUGGUCUAAGUAGUGCUACAAUGUUAUCAGUAAUUUUUGGUGCAGCUGGUGCUAAGGUAACUGCCGAUAAAAUGAUAUCUGCUACAAGUGGUGUAAAAGAUUAUUCAAUUCAUAAAAUCAAAAGCCAAACAUCACUUCAUGCUAUUAUUGGUAUUUUCGGUCUUUGUAACGAUGUAAAUCAAGAGUAUUACCAAACCAAAUCAAUCUGGGAUAGGGUAAUCAGAUCAGUCACUGAUGACUACGGUGAUAUUUUCUUAAUCGAAUGGGAAAAAGAUGUUAUUUUAAAACUUAAGGCUAUCGUAUCCGAGUAUCAGGGAACAAUUGUGCAAGGUAUAGUGAGAUCUGCUGCAACCAAUAUUAUUUCACAAAGUUUAGCAUCGGCUCUUAUUCCACUUUCAGUAUUAAAGGCUGCUUCAGUUUUGGAUAACCCAUGGUCAUUACUCAAAGAUCGUUCAGAAAAAGCAGGUAAACUUUUAGCUCAACAAAUAGUUGAUGGUUAUUUUGGUAAUAGACCAUUGACAUUGGUUUCGACAUCAAUGGGAUCAAGAAUGGUAUUUUAUUGCCUUGAGGAGCUUUACAGCCAAUCUCACAAUAAUCCAAAUAUAUUUUCAUUAAUCGAGACAGUGGUUUUCAUUGGUUCACCAAUCACAUCAGAUCCAAGCCGUUGGUCAAAGAUUUUAAAACUCAUUAGCGGAAGAGUUAUCAACUGUUAUACUCCAAAAGAUCUCUUGUUAAAAUAUGUUUGUCGUUCAAUUAAUUGCUUAUCCGAUGGUAUAUUACCUGCCGCUGGUGUAGCACCAAUUCAUAUUCCCUCUUCUAAUUUGGUCAUCGAAAAUGUUGACCUUUCAAAUUUAAUUAAAAGUCAUUUGGAUUAUGAAAAAGAAGAAAUAUUAUCUAAAAUUUUACAACAUAUCGAUAUUAAUAAUAUAAAUUAUUGUAAACAUAAAGUAUCACCAUUAUUUAGUGGAUUAGUUUAUGAUGUUUAAUAUACAAAAUAUAUAAAAUAGUCACACAAAAAUAAAUAAAAAAAUUAUAAUUUCUAAAAAAAAUAAAUUAUAAUUAUAAUUUU